Messenger RNA from Hyalella azteca, 848 nucleotides. RefSeq names its product 28S ribosomal protein S18c, mitochondrial. The coding region runs from base 274 to 792 and encodes 172 amino acids. The record is from RefSeq and is a predicted model, not a curated record. The transcript has 5 exons. Gene Ontology annotation, molecular function: structural constituent of ribosome; small ribosomal subunit rRNA binding. Gene Ontology annotation, biological process: mitochondrial translation. Gene Ontology annotation, cellular component: ribosome; mitochondrial small ribosomal subunit. Lineage: Eukaryota; Metazoa; Arthropoda; Malacostraca; Amphipoda; Hyalellidae.
AAGGCCUGGGCCGCCGCCUAGCGUGAAAUCCUGAAACGCUGCGGUUGGCUAGAUUGGCCUACUGUGGCCCUAGAGGUCACCACACCCCAAACCCAACUCCCCUCAUCUACAUAAAGGCUUUCACAGAUAUCAAGUUCCAAAGUUAAUUCAAGGAAGAAAAAGAAGUUAUGAAAAGUUGAUAAGCUCCUAGGAUUGUUGUAUUUUUAUCUGUUAUUUCUAUAAUUGCACAAUUUGUGCACCUGGGUACCCAGUUUACUACUAACUACUGCAUCAAUGGCAAGAAAAUUACCACUUCAAAUGUUCAUCUCUAUUAGGGCAAGUUUAUCAUGCCGUUUAUUUGGCUCCUCUGCAAUGAAAAGACAAGCAAGUGUUCCUCCAAGUAUCAAUGAUGAUGGCAAGUCUCACAAUUCAGCGGCACGGCAAUUUCAAGAUGACAAGUUUGAUGCUAAAGCAGUUGAAAAUAUGAUAAGGACCUCAUCCAAGAAAGACAUGCCCAUAGACAUGACCAACCCAUAUGAGAAGAAGAAGGUGCAGUGCUUGCUGUGCAGAUAUCAGCUCAAGCUGGACUACAAAAACAUGAAACUCUUAUCGCAGUUUGUGUCCUCGUUCACCGGUAACAUUUAUGAGAAGCACAUCACGGGCUUGUGUCAGGAGCAACAGGACAGACUUGUCAAGGAGAUUGUCAAGAGCAGAAAUGCUGGAUUCAUGCCCCACGUGUUCAAGAAGGUGGAAUUCUUCAGAGAUCCUAAAUUGUUUGACCCCAACAACCCCAUGAAGCCUCAUCCUCACUGAACGCUAACCGUCGCUAUUUACUGUACAGCUUGCUAAGUAUAAGUGAUCAGACGAAA